Messenger RNA from Phymastichus coffea, 3945 nucleotides. RefSeq names its product chromatin-remodeling complex ATPase chain Iswi (gene Iswi). Lineage: Eukaryota; Metazoa; Arthropoda; Insecta; Hymenoptera; Eulophidae. Gene Ontology annotation, biological process: nucleosome organization; regulation of transcription by RNA polymerase II. The transcript is spliced from 6 exons. The record is from RefSeq and is a predicted model, not a curated record. Gene Ontology annotation, cellular component: nucleus; chromatin. Gene Ontology annotation, molecular function: ATP-dependent chromatin remodeler activity; histone binding; nucleosome binding. The coding region runs from base 243 to 3296 and encodes 1017 amino acids.
CCGCGUUGUCGCAUCACUCCGAAACGCGUGAACUAAAGCCGUCGUCGUCGUUCACCAUCGUCGGCAAAUGAUCGUGUUUUUAGUUUUCGUUUAUGCAAAAAAGUGAAAGCUCUCAUUCUUAGGUAAAACUCUAAUUAUUUUCUUCAUACGUUUAGUGUCGUAAGCAGCCACUCGAAAGAAGUCAACGCCUAAAGGUAACAAGCGAGCGCGCUCUUACUGUUUUGUAGGCUAGCCGCAUCAAGAUGUCAAAGGAAGAAGAGAAUACAAGCGAUGCCGGAGAAAACUCCAAUGAUUCCUCGGCGGAGACUUCGUCGUCACGAGGCGGUGGCGAUUUCGAGACAAAGCUUGAAACUGAUCGCAGCAAACGAUUCGAAUUCUUGCUCAAGCAAACUGAGAUCUUCUCGCAUUUCAUGACUGCCAAUGCUAAGGAUAAAGCUAGUCCCUUGAAAAUGAAACCUGGCAGACCAAGGAAAACACCAGGACCACAAGAGAAACUUCAUGCAGCUGGCAAAUCAAGCAAAGAUGAGAAAGAUGCUCAUGAUCACAGGCACAGCAAGACUGAACAAGAGGAAGAUGAGGAGUUGUUAGCUGCUGAUUCGAAUGUUGUUGCACCAAUAACAAGGUUUGAAAGUUCUCCUCCUUAUAUCAAGUCUGGAGAACUCAGAGAUUACCAGAUUCGAGGCCUUAACUGGAUGAUAUCAUUAUAUGAAAAUGGUAUCAAUGGUAUUCUUGCUGAUGAGAUGGGUCUCGGUAAAACACUGCAAACAAUUUCAUUACUGGGUUAUAUGAAGCAUUUUAGAAAUAUUUCUGGACCUCAUAUUGUAGUAGUACCAAAAACAACUUUAGCCAAUUGGAUGAAUGAAUUCAAAAAGUGGUGUCCUUCAUUGAGAACAGUUUUCUUAAUUGGUGAUGCUGAAACGAGAAAUGCAUUUAUCAGAGACGUAAUGUUACCAGGAGAAUGGGAUGUUUGUGUAACAUCUUAUGAAAUGGUUCUAAGGGAAAAAUGGGUUUUCAAAAAGUUUAACUGGCGCUACAUGGUUGUAGAUGAAGCUCAUCGGUUGAAAAAUGAAAAGUCUAAAUUGUCCGAAAUUUUAAGAGAGUGCAAAACAGCCAAUAGACUUUUGCUCACUGGUACUCCACUUCAGAAUAAUUUACACGAAUUAUGGUCACUUUUGAAUUUCUUGUUGCCUGAUGUUUUCAAUAGCUCUGAAGAUUUUGAUUCUUGGUUUAAUACUAACAAUUUUAUGGGUGACAAUGCUCUUAUUGAAAGAUUACAUGCUGUACUGCGACCAUUCUUGCUACGUAGGUUGAAAUCUGAAGUGGAAAAAGCUUUGAAACCCAAAAAAGAAAUUAAGGUUUACGUAGGUCUGAGUAAAAUGCAGCGUGAAUGGUAUACAAAGGUGCUCAUGAAAGAUAUCGACAUCGUAAAUGGCGCUGGUAAAAUUGAGAAGAUGCGUCUGCAGAAUAUUCUCAUGCAGCUGCGCAAAUGUUGCAACCAUCCAUAUCUAUUUGAUGGAGCUGAACCUGGUCCUCCAUUCACAACUGACGAACAUCUUGUAUACAACUGUGGCAAAAUGGUUAUUCUUGAUAAGCUGUUGCCAAAGCUUCAGGAACAAGAGUCUCGCGUACUUAUUUUCAGUCAAAUGACACGGAUGCUGGAUAUCUUGGAGGAUUACUGUCAUUGGCGUCAAUACAAGUAUUGUCGUUUAGACGGUAAUACAGCGCAUGAGGAUCGCCAAAGACAGAUCAAUGAAUAUAACGAACCUGGAAGCGAAAAAUUUAUCUUCAUGCUAUCCACUCGUGCCGGUGGUUUGGGUAUUAACUUAGCUACUGCCGAUGUUGUCAUUAUUUAUGAUUCAGAUUGGAAUCCUCAGAUGGAUUUGCAAGCAAUGGAUCGUGCUCAUCGUAUUGGUCAGAAAAAACAAGUACGAGUUUUUCGCUUUAUUCACGAAAACACAGUUGAAGAAAAGAUUGUCGAGCGUGCUGAAGUAAAACUACGCCUCGACAAACUCGUUAUCCAACAAGGUAGACUCGUCGACGCCAAGCAAAAUGCUCUCAACAAAGAUGAGAUGCUCAACAUCAUUCGUCAUGGUGCCAAUGAAGUGUUCGCUUCGAAGGAUAGUGCUAUCACCGAUGAAGACAUCGACACGAUCUUGCAAAAAGGAGAAGAGAAGACCGAGAAGCUUAACGCGAAACUCGAAAGCCUCGGUGAAUCUACUUUACGUAAUUUUACCGUCGAUGCCCCCACGGAUUCAGUGUAUCAGUUCGAAGGACAAGAUUACAGAGAAAAGCAAAAGUUAUUAGGUAUUGGCAACUGGAUUGAGCCGCCAAAGCGUGAACGCAAAGCUAACUAUGCAGUUGAUGCCUAUUUCCGCGAGGCUCUUCGUGUUUCUGAGCCGAAAGCACCUAAAGCUCCUAGGCCGCCUAAGCAGCCGAUUGUUCAAGACUUCCAAUUCUUUCCUCCUAGACUUUUUGAGCUCCUUGAUCAGGAGAUUUACUACUUUAGACAGACUGUCGGGUAUAAAGUUCCCAAAAAUCCAGAGUUAGGCUCGGAUGCGGCAAAGAUGCAAAAAGAAGAACAGCGUAAAAUCGAUGAAGCACAGCCUUUGACUGAUGAAGAAAUGGCAGAAAAAGAAAAGUUACUCACGCAGGGUUUUACCAAUUGGACUAAGCGUGACUUUAAUCAGUUCAUCAAAGCUAAUGAAAAAUACGGCAGAGAUGAUAUUGAAAAUAUCGCUAAAGAAGUUGAAGGUAAAACUCCCGAGGAAGUUAUGGAAUACUCGGCUGUCUUUUGGGAACGCUGUCACGAGCUUCAAGAUAUCGACCGUGUGAUGGCACAAAUAGAACGAGGCGAGGCUAAAAUUCAGCGUCGUGCUGGUAUCAAAAAAGCUUUAGAUGCUAAGAUGGCUAGAUAUCGAGCUCCGUUCCAUCAAUUACGGAUAGCUUACGGAACAAACAAGGGCAAGAAUUACACCGAGGAAGAGGACCGAUUCCUGGUGUGCAUGUUACACAAAUUAGGCUUUGACAAAGAGAACGUCUAUGAAGAGCUUCGAGCUACUGUAAGAUCUGCACCACAGUUUCGAUUCGACUGGUUCGUCAAAUCGCGUACAGCUUUGGAAUUACAACGCAGAUGUAAUACAUUAAUCACAUUGAUCGAGAGGGAGAAUCAGGAACUUGAGGAACGCGAAAGACAAGAGAGAAAGAAAAAAGGUGGCGGUAAUGCAGGAGCGAAACCUAGUUCUAAGCGCAAAGUUGAAAAUCUGCCAGCUCCCCAACCUAGGAAAAAGAAGAAGUAAAUGAUAAAUUAAGCUGACUGAUGAUUUACCGAUUAAUAUUAAUAAAUAAUUGAAUGAAUGAUUUUAUGGAACACAAUGAAUGUGUAUUUGCUACGCGGAUCUAGGUACGGAUUUUUUUAGCUUUUUAAAUUGGACGAUUUACGAUUAUUUAUGAAUUGUGCUAAAGUAUACAUUUCACGUUUAACGUAGAUUUAUGUAUUUUAUGUUGAAAAUCCAAUAAUUUGCUACGUAUAAUUAGAUAACAAUCUAAAUUUAUAACCAUUUCUUCGAUUGCUAGUAUCGCGAUUUCAUACGGUUUUGUAUUGCUUGCAGAAUUUGUCUUCGCUAUUUUUCUACUUGAUGUGUAAGAAUAUUUAUUUAUAAGAAAUCCAGUAAAUAUUGAUGACUACUUUUACAGCAAAAUAAAAAGUCACUAACUUUGUGGGUUAUUUUAAAGCGUACUACGAAUAAAUACGAAAUGUCAAUUUUGCUAAAUGUGUACCUAGAUCUGUUCCAUCUUUCUAAUAGCAGUAGAUACUUUAGUGUAUGUUAAAUGAACUACAAUUAAGAUAGUCGAAUGUGUGACAGUGUCAGUUAAAAAGUUGUGAUGACAUAAAAGCAAUUAAUUGCCGAUAACUUUCCAAUUCAUUGACAUUUCAUAUUUCUUAAA